Messenger RNA from Haliotis rufescens (red abalone), 3011 nucleotides. RefSeq lists its product as uncharacterized. The record is from RefSeq and is a predicted model, not a curated record. The transcript has a single exon. The coding region runs from base 521 to 997 and encodes 158 amino acids. Lineage: Eukaryota; Metazoa; Mollusca; Gastropoda; Lepetellida; Haliotidae.
CCCGCCUGUUGGAGCGCGAGACGGGAUUAGUACAGUAUACAUCAUAACGGAGCAGCCUUUCACCACUAGCUUAGUAAUCCCCGACCACCCGCUAAACGUUAGAUUAGAGUUACGUAGGUUUCUAAACUCUAUUGUUCUACGUGAAUCGGCAGUAAGGACGUAAGCCCGGGUAAUACAAGGUGUGUGAGCGGGAUCUAUAUAAAGUGGUUGGCGUGAUUCCCCUUCAGCAUUGCGCGUAUACCAGGCAGGUCAGCGCAGACGUUGCCAACAUUCCGUAGUGUCGUCUGCUAUUACUGAAACGUUCAUGGACUUACUGCUGAAGGACAAAACAGAAACAAGUCUGGAUUUGACACGAGAAGGCGGCAUUGCAAGCCUUGUAAGAUUUUAACUCAAGGGCAUUCAACCAGUUACCAACCUGGCAUCCUGGUGCGAAAUCGGCCUCCCUUCCCACAACCCCUUGCAACUUGAUUACCCUCGUCCUAUUCCCAGUAGCAGACGACAAGUUGCCGGCUUUGUUGAAAUGUCGUACACGUCUAUGUUUACAAUAUCUCCCCACGAAGUGGGGAAAAUGGUGCGAUUGAGACUAAAAAGCGAGGAAGAUGAAAAACAGUGUUAUAUGCUACAAAUCGUUCUGCAACCAGUGUAUAGUGACUCCGACGUCCCCAACUCGUGUUUUAAAAAACUCCCUCGACUUGUGAAUGGGAUUCCUCUGGGAGCUGGACUGAUGUCGAAGGAUCAGCUGGGAAGUAUACGAUGGAGAUACAUAGAGGGAGGGAGGAAGAUUCAGACAUUCAUAUCGGAACCUAUACACAAGGACGAAGCCGAGGAGACGAAACGGACGCUCAAGGAUCGACUUGCAAAACAGUCGCAAGCCAUUUUUGGCGAUAUGACGGUAAAAGCAACGAUUGUGUUAUCCCAGUGUUUGGACUAUGACGAUGAUUUCAUCAUCAACGACAUUGCAGUUUCCUUGGAGGAGGGUUUACAUUUCCGAGACUGAUACUAGCACUACACUAGUGCGUGAUAGUGUAUAUCCAUGUGUGUAUGUGCCACUGUGAUGGAGGUACGUGUGUAAACAUAGCCUAUAUAUGAAGUUUCUCGUGCGUGCAUCACGUCCAUGCACGCGCUGGUUGAGCCAGUGCCAAUAUAACAUCUGUUUCUUCUAUUACCGUCGUGGAAUGCCACUUCCUAGUGAUACAGAUACCCAGACAUCCCUGCUUGCUUACACACAGCCGCAUCACCGGAUCUCACUAUAUUGUGUCAUGCCACCCAAACCGAGUUCUUCAAAUCAAGCUGCUGAUGUCAUAUUGACAUAUUUUUACCUUUUGUCAUGUUUUCGUGUUCACAAUGUUCUUUGUAUUCUGUGCAUUGUAUUCUGUUAAAAGAAGAAAUAUCAGUUCGUUCAAUAAUUAGGGUUAUUUUAUCUAAAAAAAUAUUAUAGUUGAUCAUAUACGGGGGGUUUUCUUUUUAGGAUACCGUUUUACAUUUGUAUACAAAUCUACACACUUGUGAAGAACAUUUCUCUUGAACGUUUUAAUUAGAUUCACGAGCUUAUUUAGGCUUCUCAAAACCCAUGUUACAAUUGCAUAUCCAGGUUUGGUUCAACGAUUAGCCUGAGCAUGUACCGACACAGAUGUUUGUAAACCCGAUGCAUUCGUGACCAACUCGUGUUAUUCCGGGACAAGCUUGCAGCUCACGGAAAGAGGCGAGUGGUGACGAAUGUACCCGAUGAUUUGGUAGUCGAUGUACAUUUCUUUAUAAUGUGUUUAGCGUGAAGGUCACCUUGGCCCGCAGUGAGGUCCCUAGACGCAACGGUCAAAACGCUUUGUCAAACAUACAUGAACUGUUGCCUCCUGGCUACAGGAAUUUCACUGUAAGUUAUAAUUUAACUGUAUGUAUAUGGAAUGGUACUGAGACUUUCAAGCGCUGGCUUAAAGAGUGAAAAUGUGUUAAAGUUUAAUAUAAUAUGUCAGAUUUUAUAUUUAUUAUCAGUAUUACAUCAUAUUUGCAUUUGAAUAAAAUGUUUUUGAAGCAAAGGCAGUGUAUGGAAAUAUACGAUCAAAUAUGAAUUGUUUCAUUAAAUCUAAAUUGCGUCAAUGACACCACUUGAAAUAGAAUCACGAACUAUCGCGAUGAUUAAUAAACGAAGACAGCUGCAUGUGUGCUAAUACUUGUAAAGUGAAAACAAGCAAUUCCGCCCAUGGUGGAUAUUACUUACAGUAAUAAGAAAAAUUGCAAAGUGCGCUUUUCAAGAAAUAUUCAAAGGCAAGCGAUAAACAUCAUCAUUGAGUUUUGAUCACGUGGUUACAACCCGGGUAAGAAUCGGCAGUCAGGUGACUGCAAGCGGUCACAUGACUUCGCAAGCUGACCCGGAUAGUAGUCACGUGAUCAGAACCAAACGAUGAUGUUUCUCGCUAGCAAAAUGAAUAUUUCUUGAAAAGCGCACUUUGCAUUUUUUUACAUAACUGUAAGUAAUAUUCCUUAUCGACGAAAUGGCUUGUUUUCACUUUGUGAGCAUAUUUGCAGCUCACCUCGUUAAUCAAUAAUCGCGAUAUGUCGUGGCGAGGACUAUAAUCCUAUCUGUUAUUGAAGUUCUUUGAAAUUCUGGGAUUCAUGUCUGGCCUGAUCCAUACACUGACAGAUGUGGUAAAACGUAGAAUGGAAGAAAUCCAUCGUUGAUAUUUAAUUGGAUUUUAUUUAUUCAUAUACUUUGUUCAGGUCUGUGGAGCUCGCCGUGGCGUAUGAAUAGAUUACUUGUUAAGCGUCACACGAAAGUGCUGAGUAAUCAGUUAUUCAUGUCUUGUCGAAAACUGACAUGAUAGAAUCACGUCACGUAGAUGUAUGCCAUUUGUGGGGUCCACGUGAUGUACAUAAUGUGAGAAAUGAGGAAUACCUUUACAAAUCAGUAUGAAAAUUAUCUGAUGUGUUCAAUUGAACUAUUGCGUGUUUUGUACUUUCUAAAACACUAAGUCAAGGUUAAAAUGUAUUAAACUGGCUGAUUUGAGAGGUUUUCA